This is a messenger RNA of Saprolegnia diclina VS20, 1335 nucleotides long. RefSeq lists its product as hypothetical. Lineage: Eukaryota; Oomycota; Saprolegniomycetes; Saprolegniales; Saprolegniaceae. Bases 11 to 1294 code for a protein of 427 amino acids. The record is from RefSeq and is a predicted model, not a curated record. The transcript is spliced from 7 exons. Gene Ontology annotation, molecular function: oxidoreductase activity.
GUUUGGGCGGAUGGCGAUCGUCGACGUGGUGGUGGUCGGUGGCGGCGUCGUGGGCACGGCCAUCUUCCGCGAGCUCUGCUUGCGCGGGUACGACGUCGCCCUGCUCGAGAAGAACGCGUACUUGGCCCAAGGCGCGAGCAGCGGCAACUCGGGCAUCGCAUGCACGGGCUAUGACGCGCCUGUCGGUUCGAUCGAGCAAGCGUGCAUUCGACGAGGGAUCCAGCGCAAUGCGGCGGUCCACGCAGAGCUCGGCCUGCCGUCCAACCCUUGCGGCAGCCUUGUGGUCGCGUGGACGCCGGACGAGCUCGCCAAGCUCCCCGCCAUCGUCGCCCUCAACCACGACCUCGGUGACACGGACGUGACGAUCCUUGACGCCGACGCCUUGUACGCGCUCGAGCCCGCUUUGGCCGCCGGCGCGCUCGGCGCCGUCCGAGUCCCUGGCGAAGUCGUCGUCGAGCCAUGGCUCAUCCCGAUGGCGUAUGCUCUGCACGGGCUCGUCAACGGCGGCAGUAUCCGCACGAACCACUGCGUCGCGUCCGGCGCCUUUUCGCCGUCGACGCACACGUGGACGCUACACUGCACGAACGGCGCGACCGUCGAUGCGCGCUGCGUCAUCAACUGCGCCGGCAACUAUGGCGAUGUCGUCGAGGCCAUCCACACACCGGACGCCGUGCCCUUUGCUAUUCGUCCGCGAAAAGGCCAGUUUGUCGUGUUUGGCGGACCCAAUGUCCCGAGCCUCGGCCACGUACUCCAGCCGGUCCCGACGCACCGCACCAAAGGCGUGUUCGUCUUCCAGUCGGUCUACCAUCAGAUCAUCGUGGGACCGACUGCCGAAGACCAAGAGGCCCGUGAGCACCCAACGACCGACCCGCUCACGCUCGCGCGUCUCGCCGACUUUGGCGAGCGCAUUGUGCCCGGCCUGGCCGCGACACCCAUCGUGGGGUCCUAUGCUGGACUUCGACCGGCGACGCAGCACCGCGACUACCAGCUCUCGCUUCACGUACCAAAGCGCUGGAUCACUGUCGCGGGCAUUCGGUCGACGGGCGUCACGGCGUCGCUCGGCAUCGCCGAGCGCGUGGCCUGCGACUUUGUGCCGCAGCUUCCGGGCUUGGCGCCGCGCCCGCUGAAGAAACCCGUGGGCUUCCGCCUCCCGCCGAUCGCGACGCUCGCAGCAGCCAUGCACCCGACCGACUUCACGCUUGAGCUGCACGGUAUGACGUGGCGCGUCGACCACGCGAUCACGCGCUACGGCUGGCAUGCGCUGCAUCAUGACACGCCCGUGCCUCGUCUGUAGCCGCUGCUUAUGACAACACGAAGGACACUUCGCUCAACUGC